UCCCAAACCGCAGCCCUGCACUGGAGGAAUUGCCCUCAGCUCUCCCCAGCCCUGCAGCUGCCAUCAAGACUGUCCUCCAAGCCCUACAGCAAGAACUCUCAUCCUCAGAAGUCUUACUGAGAUGGGAAAAAUCAUCAUCUAUGAGCAUGCCAACUUCAGGGGUGUGUCCAGAGAAAUCACUUCUGACAUUUCCAAUCUGGGACGUUUGGAUUUUAAUGAUAUUAUCUCCUCAGUGAAAGUAAUUGGCCAGCCUUGGGUGGCUUAUGAGCACAUAAAUUAUACAGGCAGGUUACUGGUACUUGAGGAGGGGGAACAUGACUAUGUUGGUAGAAGCAUGAAUGACACAAUCAGUUCUCUGCAGAUGAUCACUGAAGAUCUGCAUGAUCCCCAGAUCACUCUCUAUGAGCAUCCCAACUAUCAAGGGAAGAGCAGGGUAAUAAGACAAGCGACCAACCUGGCUGCAGGAUUUGACAAUGACAUCAUGUCUUCCCACAAAGUCCAGAGAGGUGCCUGGCUGCUGUGUGAGCACAGUGAUGGAAGUGGAAUUCAAUACAUUGCACGAGAAAAAGAUAACCUUCCACAUUACUCUGCAAUCUACCUCAAUGACAAGCUUUCCUUCCUGCGUCCCCUUCGCCCUGGCCGCUCUUAUUAGAAUGCAAAUCCUCCAAAGCUGAGGAAGAUGCAACACCAGCAAGAAAUUUGAGAUCUAGAUUUCUCCUUCUGCUUGUGUAGCCUUUUUUCCCCUGGGAGCUCUCAGCUGUGCUGCACUGCAGAUCUUUACUUCUCUAUCCUGCCUUGCACUCUUCUCCUGCCCCAUAAAUGAAAUGCUUGAUCAUAUGAAAGUGUCCAAGCUAAGAGACAUGCCAGGGAUGUGUAACCUAAUGCACCCUCAGCUGGCAUUCCAAAGUCCUAUGCUUUUGGAUGCUGAAGCAUUGUAUGUUGUCUCUGUUGCUAAGUGAAACAGAAAAUGUAAGUGGAGGGCCUGCAUAGCUUUCUUUUUAAUUUGUUUUACAAAAGUACUGUUGCCUCUGCCAUUGUCUGUAAUCCAUUUUGCAUUGGUGCCAUUAAAGAAUCUUUUACAAUUA
Molecule: messenger RNA, 1085 nt
Organism: Parus major (Great Tit)
Lineage: Eukaryota; Metazoa; Chordata; Aves; Passeriformes; Paridae
Product: epidermal differentiation-specific protein-like
Exons: 2
Coding region: 122-652 (176 amino acids)
Biological process (GO): lens development in camera-type eye; visual perception
Molecular function (GO): structural constituent of eye lens
Source: RefSeq, a predicted model, not a curated record